AGUGACUUUCUGUCGGUGUUGUUGAAGUUGUGUGUUUGGACUGCCGUCGUCCUGACCUGCUGGACUCACAACGUCUGUGGAACCGGGAGUGAGGACCGUGUUACACUUGGCAACACCAGAUUACUGCAAAGACCAGCUUUGAGCUUGCACAAGGACUUGUGCUUUGGAGCGGAGACGCCAGCUGGAGUCUGCAAUGAUUUAGAUCUUCUUCUGCUCCAGGAUCUCCCCAAAGUUUCAGAGUUGAGGAAACGCUUUGAAGGUGUGACCGGGAGCCGCAGUGACUGGGAAAUGAAAAGGAAGGAGCGUAUGGCUCGGCGACUGGAGGGCGUGGAGGACCAGGUGGCCAACAGAGUCCUGGAAGAGGACACACCGCGGUACACCAGAGCGUCAGACCCUUGUGAGCCUCGUGUUGGCCUGCUGCAAAGGUGCCACACUGCGGGAUUUGAACGCCCAGAAAUGCCGGAGCGACAGUCCGGAGUACAAUGCAGGUCUGAUGCCAAGGUCGCUGGUCCCUUGGAUCACGUCCUCACUUCCUCUCCCGCCAAAGCUCCCGAGUUAGAGUCCAAAGCUGAACGCAUCGCUCGCUACAAGGCGGAGCGCCGUCGGCAACUGGCUGAGCGCUACGGCAUCUCCUUGGACCUGGAGCCGGACGUGGACUACCCGGCCCGCUGCAGUGGCACUCGCCACGAGUCCGAGGGGUCAGAGAGGCGCAGGAAAGAGGAGUUUGACCGGGAAGAAGGAGGUGGAGUGGUGAGCAGAGCCCACCACAGCCCCUCUGACCCCACCUACCAUACCCCCCGGACCAGAGUGGACUCGUCCUCAGAGAGGGAGCGAGUCUUGAACCUGGAGAACCGACGCAGAGGAGCAGUCCCUCAGCCGCCCUACAUGGACGUGUCCUCGCGGCCUGCCAAGGAGCACGCCGCCGCAGCCGUGCCGCCCGGCUCGCCCGAGUGGAGUGGACCCCGGUCUCUGAGCUCGCCCAAGUCGAGUGGACCCCGGUCUCUGAGCUCGCCCAAGUCGAGUGGACCCCGGUCUCUGAGCUCGCCCGGCGUCGUCUGCCAGGAGCAUCACGGACUCAGCAGACAAGGUACAAGGACACAGCUGUGCUCUGAUUGGUUCCUUCAGACCGAUGCAGAGGGCGACACCCACUCCCUAAUCAACUGGCCAUCCAGAGUCCGAGUUAGGGAGAAGCUUGCGAAGGAAGAACGUCGCUACAGGAGCGCGGACGUGGUGGAAGGUCCUGUGUCCCGCAGACUGGUUCCUCCACCAGGAGGUCCAGAUCUUGCUUACCUGUCCAUGGCCUCCAGUGACCCGGACGAAGACCUGGGUGGUGUCCGGACACAAGGUCUACUGAGGAGCAGGAGGGCGGUGCUGCCCUCGGAGGUCCGUCGCAGGGAGAAGAGCACCGAGGACCCCUGUGGAGGACGGGGGGAUGACGAGACCGGGACCUCCGGGCUCCUCCGGCUGGGUGGGGAAGACCCCGGAAGAAGAACCAGAAGGGAAACCCCCAAGCUCUCCAAGCCCACAGAAGACGUGAGGAGCAGAGAGACCGAGGACCGCGUCCAACAAACCUCUGCCGGUCACGUCCAGCCUGGAGCGGUGCCGUCAGCGGGGGGCGCCACGGACCACGCGGCCAACACCACCGCCGCACGGGAGGAAGGCGGCUGUGCGCCCUUUGGGGAGCCCUGGCGGCUGCAGCAAAAUAAGGAAGAGAUGCCCCAGGACCGAAUGGUGUCUGUGGCCCAGCUCAGACAUUCCUACUUGAAGAAAACCUGCACACCUCCCAGCACACGCAGAGCUGAGCUGUCGUGUGUGAGCUCCACCUUUGCUUCCAAUGAAGCUGAAGAGGAGAAAGUGGACGAUCGAGCUAAACUGAGUGUGGCUGCUAAGCGCUCGCUCUUUAGGGAGCUGGAGAAAAACCUCCUUGGAGUCAGUAAGCCACACUCUAGGAACACUGCGGUGGAACGCCGGCUCAGACGGACUCAAGACCGAUCCAGAACUCAACCAGUCACCACGGAGGAGGUGGUCAUCGCUGCCACCCUGCAGGUGACGUCGCAUCACAACAACGUCACGCGGGAACCCACACCAGACCUCCAGGAGGCGGAGACCAGGGUGGGGGGUGGAGUGCAAGAGGAGGCCGACCUCUGCACUCUCAGCCUGGCGGAGAAGAUGGCGCUGUUCAACCGACUAGCUCAGCCCGCUAGCAGAGUGACUCGCAGCAGGCCCGACACUCGCCAGCGCAGGAACAACACUCGCUACCAGACUCAACCCAUCACUCUCAAACACCUGGAGCAGCACCUGUCUUCUUCCUCCUCUUCCACACGGCGAGGAGGCGGAGUCACGCUAUGCAGCGAGCAGGCAGGUGACAUCCACCUGACCAGACCACCAGGUGAGGUCCACCAGGUGGACGAAGCCAGUGGGAGGUGGUCUCAGGAAGAGGAAGCAGGGAAGAGGAGGUCAUCCUCUCCUGAUGGGCGAGUGGCAACCAGGAGGGAGGAAGAGGAAGAGCAGUGGCUGUGGUCAACCCCCCAGAACUCUGACCAGCAGGAAGUGCAGAGAAGACAAACUUUCUGUGCAGAGAUGCCACAGACCACUUCUGCCAGGCCCAAAGGUGUGUACCAUCCCCCGCUGGCAGACACACACUCCGCCCACACCCAACUCCCUGCCAGCCUGCUGCGGUCCGAGGGCGACAUGCUUGAGGUGAUGGCGGCCGCACAUGAGACGGGCAACAUGCGUGAGGUGAUGGCGGCCGCACAUGAGACAGCCAACAUGCGUGAGGCGAUGGCGGCCGCACAUGAGACAGGCAACAUGCGUGAGGCGAUGGCGGCCGCACAUGAGACGGGCGACAUGUGUGAGGCGAUGGCGGCCGCACAUGAGACAGGCAACACGCGUGAGGUGAUGGCGGCCGCACAUGAGACAGCCAACAUGCGUGAGGUGAUGGCGGCCGCACAUGAGACAGGCAACAUGCGUGAGGCGAUGGCGGCCGCACAUGAGACGGGCGACAUGCGUGAGGCGAUGGCGGCCGCACAUGAGACGGGCGACAUGCGUGAGGCGAUGGCGGCCGCACACCUGUCUGUGAAGGAGAGGGUGGCUCUGCUGAAGAGGAGCGGCGAGGACGAGUGGAGGAACAGACUCAGCAGGAAGCAGGGAGCGCUGGAUGUGGCUGUAGGCAACCAACACGCUCACCUGUGGGAGCUGGAGCAGAGCAUGAAGGAGAAGAAGAUGAGAGAGGUUGCCAUGGAGACCCACAGGUCCAUCCAGGAGAGGAAGGAGCAGAUGGAAGCUCAAGAAGAAGCUUGGAGGUCCAAAGGUCAAAGAGCUGCUGACCUCUCUGACCACUUCAGCGUGUCUGCUCGAUUGCAGAAGGAAGGGAAGAUGUCUCCCUGUGUCCCGCACACUAAAGUCAAGAAGAGCAGCAGCAACAUCAUCUCCAAACCUCAGGAAGAGGUGGUCCUGGGAGCUGACAUGAAGGUGGAGUCAGACCACAAGUUGGAGAAGUUGGAGACCUUCCUUGGAAAGAUCAACACAGCAGCAGCGACAACAGAGGCGGGCGUCAUGGUAACGCAGGAGAAGGUGAAGGAGGUGAUGCAACUGGAGGACCAGAUCUUUUCCAAGUUCUUCCCCCGACUGGACCAAGUUCCUCCCGCCGGCAGCAAGAUGGCGCCGCUGGAGGACUUUGACGCCAUCUUUGGUCCUCAGACCCCAGACAGGUUGGUGUCCAGCAUGGUGCGGCACAAGAGAGCGGUGCGGCCCGCACGCAAUGUUCCUGCGUCCAAGAACCCUGUAAAGAUGUUGGCCUCCAGGGAGGACAUCAGACUGCAGUCCAGGGAGCAGCACCUCAACCUGGGCCUGCUGGAGGACACCACCGUGAAAGAGAGUCUGUGUGAGGCGGCGUUGGCGGGCCUGCGCAGCCAGGAGCAGGUGAGCAGCGUGCACCUGCGCAGCGUCCAGGUGUGUGAGGACACGUCCAACAACAGUGCCCCGCCCUACAGGAAAGUCAUGCUGCUGCAGGUCAAAGGUCGCCGCCACGUCCAGACCAGGCUGGUAGAGCCCAGGGCGUCGUCCUUGAACAGCGGCGACUGUUUCCUACUGAUCACGCCGCAGCGCUGCUUCGUCUGGACGGGACAGUUCGCCAACGUCAUGGAGAAGAACAAGGCUGCCGAGUUGGCCAACUUCAUCCAGAAAAAGAAAGAUCUGGGUUGCCGUGCCAACGAGGUCCAGGUGCUGCAAGAAGGUGUGGGCGAGCAGGACAUGGAGGACUUCUGGAAGGUUCUGGGAGGGCGAGCCAGUUACCAACCGGCGGGCGCGGCGGAUGAAGACCAGCUGUACGAGGACGCCAUCGUGGAGACAAACUGUAUCUACAGACUCAGCCUCAACAAGCUGCUGCCAGACCACCUCUUCUGGGCCAGGACGCCUGCCGCGGCUUUACUGCGGCCUACUGAGGUUCUGGUGCUGGACUUUGGCAGUGAGAUGUACAUCUGGCAUGGCAAGGAGGUGACCCUGGCACAGAAGAAGGUGGCCUUCCAGCUGGCCAAGCACCUGUGGAAUGGCACCUUCGACUACACCAACUGUGACAUCAACCCACUGGACCCUGGAGAAUGUAACCCCCGCAUCCCCAAGAAAGGACGAGGGCGUCCUGACUGGGCGCUGUUUGGCAGAGUGACUCAUCACAAUGAAACAGCCUUGUUUAAGGAGAAGUUCUUGGACUGGAGUGAGCCCACAACCACCAUCAGGAGCAGCGGCGACCACCAGCAGCUGACUUCACACCGCCCUCGCGCCUUCCCCGCCGCUCGCAUGAUGGCGCCGCAGCGGGCGCCCGCACGCACCCUGGUGGACGGCGUGGAUGUGGGGCGGGGCUACGGGCUGGUGGAGGUGGACGACCGGCGGUGCUACGAGGUGCGCACCUUGGACGUGGACGUCUGGCACAUUCUGGAGUUUGACUACAGCCGCCUGCCGCGCCAAAGCAUCGGCCAGUUCCACGAGGGCGACGCCUACGUGGUCAAGUGGAAGUUCAUGGUCAGCACCGCAGUGGGGAAGCAUGAGAAGCCCGAGCAGAAGAAGAGUGCAGGACCCGGGAGAGAGAAGUGCUGCUACUUCUUCUGGCAAGGUCGCAACUCCACCAUCAGCGAGAAAGGAACGUCCGCCCUCAUGACCUUGGAACUGGACCAGGAGCGAGGAGCUCAGAUCCAAGUCCAGCAGGGCAAAGAGCCGGCGUGUUUCCUGCAGUGCUUCAGAGGAGGCAUGGUGGUCCACGCUGGGAGGAGAGAGGAAGACCAGGACAACUCACAGUGUGAUUGGCGGCUGUACUGCGUGAGAGGGGAGGCGGAGCUAGAGAGCCACCUGGUGGAGGUGGUGUGUCACUGCAGCAGCCUGCGCUCCAGAGCCUCCAUGUUGUUGCUCAACAGCACGCGGGCACACCUCCACCUGUGGCACGGCUGCAAGGCCCCGCCCCGCACACGCCUCCUCGCCAACAUGGCCGCCGCCAGGAUGCAGCAACUUUGUCCCCUAGAAGCAGGACUACACAACAGCAGCCAAGUGAAGAUCCAAGAAGUUGAAGAAGGAAAAGAAGACAGUGACUUCUGGAAGUCUCUCGGGGGGCGGGACAGGAAGUCGUAUGACUGCAUGCUGCAAGACCCCGGCAGGUUCAACUUCACUCCUCGUCUUUUCCACCUGAGCAGCAGCUCGGGAGACUUUGCUGCUGUGGACCUGACCAGAGAGUCCAGCGGAGUCCAGCCCAUGCCCUUCCUGCAGGAAGACCUGUACUCUGUGGACCAGCCAGCUUUGUUCCUGCUGGACAACCACCACGAGGUCUACCUGUGGCAGGGCUGCUGGCCUCAGGACUCUCAAAGAACUGGAUCUGCACCUGUGCGCUGGGACCUGGACAGGAAGUGUGCCAUGGAGACCGUGCUGCAGUACUGUGCAGCAAAGAAUCCUACAAGACCUCCUAAGGCCUACCUGAUCCACGCUGGUCUGGAACCUUUGACCUUCACCAACAUCUUUCCUACCUGGGAACUCCCACAUGACAUCACACUACAGGAGGCGGAGGUGUGUGAUGAGAUCAUCCUGGUAGAAGAAGAGUUGAGCAGGUUGAGUGAGAGUGUGUAUCCUCUACAUCACCUGCUGGCCCGCCCACUGCCUGAAGGUGUUGACCCUCUCCACCUGGAGGUCUACCUGUCUGACCACGACUUCAAGGAAGGUCUAGAGCUGACGAGAGAAGACUACAAUCAUCUGCCUGAAUGGAAACAAGUCAAGCUGAAGAAAAGCAAAGGACUUUUCUAACACAAACCUUUUUUUAAAAGUACUUGUCUUGUAGUUUCUUGUCCUGGGUCCAUCCUGGUGACAGUACACACUUACAGUACACUUUCAAAUGUCCAUGUACAUACAGUACACAUUAAAGUGUGCACUUACUUAGUGUACUCACAUUGAGUGUAUGCCAUUAUUAUAUAAGAUAUUUGUGCCAAACUUAAUUUAAAUGUUUGUUUCACGACUAACUCCAUAUUUGUAAAAGGUGCCUUGAUGUACAGUUUAUAUACAAACUUUUUCUGCUAUUAAUACCUCGAGAGAAAUAAAUACUAACAAAAUUAUUA
This is a messenger RNA of Nerophis ophidion (straightnose pipefish), 6587 nucleotides long. Its product is annotated as supervillin-like. The transcript is spliced from 37 exons. Gene Ontology annotation, molecular function: actin filament binding; phosphatidylinositol-4,5-bisphosphate binding. Gene Ontology annotation, cellular component: cytoplasm; actin cytoskeleton. The annotation marks the transcript as partial. NCBI's taxonomy places the organism in Eukaryota, Metazoa, Chordata, Actinopteri, Syngnathiformes, Syngnathidae. The record is from RefSeq and is a predicted model, not a curated record. Gene Ontology annotation, biological process: barbed-end actin filament capping; actin filament severing; actin polymerization or depolymerization.